Messenger RNA from Mercenaria mercenaria, 2095 nucleotides. RefSeq names its product eukaryotic translation initiation factor 5A-1-like. The transcript is spliced from 5 exons. The record is from RefSeq and is a predicted model, not a curated record. Lineage: Eukaryota; Metazoa; Mollusca; Bivalvia; Venerida; Veneridae. The coding region runs from base 110 to 658 and encodes 182 amino acids. Gene Ontology annotation, molecular function: RNA binding; ribosome binding; translation elongation factor activity. Gene Ontology annotation, biological process: positive regulation of translational elongation; positive regulation of translational termination.
AUUUGAAACCGAAUAUAAUAUAUAUACCAUUACAUUUUCCGAUAACCCUACACCUACACUCUACAGCCUGUAUUUCGCAAGUGUUGGAAUAAAGUAUUUUUUAUGCAAGAUGACGAAGAAUUUACGAGCAGCAAAGAACUUCACAAAUAGACUAGUGGAUGAGAAUUCGCCACCGAUGUCAUUCGAUGAUGCUAUGGACGACUUGGAAUCUGGCGACGCUGAAAUGUCUCUCACUAGGCCCGUGAAAGCUUCAGCCUUGCGUAAGAAUGGUCACGUGAUGUUGCACGGGAACCCAUGCAAAAUCGUCGACAUGGCAACAUCGAGGCCUGGGAAGCACGGCCACGCCAAGAUCCACAUUACCGGCCUUGACCUUGUAACUGGGAAGAAGUACGAGGACAUCUCACCCAGCACACAUACAAUGGAAGUUCCUAUUUCUAACCGCAAGGAAUACCUGGUUGUCGACAUGGGACGCGAGGGCGUUCUUGCUCUGAUGGAUGAUGCUGGCUUUGUUCGCCAUGACAUACAAGCUACCGACGAUGACAUGAAGAAGAACAUUGCCGACAAACUGGCUAAACAAGAUGACCAAGACGUCUUGGUCACUGUGUUAAAGGUGUUGGACAAAGAGCUUGUCAUGGCCGUGAAAACUGGUGUCAAGUAGACGAUUGACCAGAAGAUCGUCACGUGACGGGGCUCUCCGAGAUGGCGGAUAAUGAAUUACUCAACUUUCACACAGCGAACAUAAUUUCAACAAUAAUUGAACUUUGUAUACUACAACAUGUCAUUUGUUCAUACUGUCUUGAAAUUUUGAAGAAUCUGCAUUGUGUAGCUGACCAAUACGUAUAAUUUUAAAAGUAGACCUAUAUGGAGCUCAAAGUCAGAAUAAGUAAAGGUCAACGAAAGCCGGAAACCAGUAUUCCUGGUCCCGAGCUCCUGUUACAGUAUUCCAAGGCUGUCAGAUUUUGGAAUAAAGUAGGAACAGUUAACUAUGUUUAUUCAUAUCAACAUGACUUGUAGAACUUUAGGAAGAGCAGAACGCAUUCCACAAAUUGGAAUCGUAAGAGUUGCAACUGCAGUAAAAACUUUUAAAAUGUUGAUAAUUGUCACUUGGUAAAAUGUAUUUGACAUUCUAGCCAUGAACAAUUGACUUGUUGGUGUUUGAUCGCUGUUAAUUACAAAAUUCACCGUUCAGGGUUGGUAAAUUAUAACGUGUUGAAACACGUCCAUAUACCCAUAGGAGGCAGGCCCCGAUACGCCAACAACCAUCUAGUAAAAAGAACGUGUUUGAUUCUCAGAUUUCCAGCUUAUGUUGGGCUUACGUUUGGAUCCGAUUUUUUUUACCGGGGGAAAGUGUUGCAGGCAAAACGAAACAUUUCACGUGACCCCCGACAUGCGCUUCGAUGAUCCAGAGAAUCGUGUCCGUAAGAGGCAUUUAUAUUGCGAAGGAUAAUUUAGGACUUGAAAGAUGUGAGACGGAAAGAAAGUUAUAGUCUGCGGUUUCAGUAGUUUUGUAUUAAUAUUUGAAAUUUCCCUGACUCGUUUGAUUUAUUUUCGAAAAAAAAUACUAGUACACUUGAAAUACAACUCUUGGCUGUGUAUUUAUACAAUCAAGUGAAUCUGUAUGUAAGACGAAAAUGAGUUUGAGUUUUGUCUCUCGCUUUUAAAGAAACAAGUUAAGAAUAAUACAACUAUGUAUGUUGCUACCCAAUGCAAAUGUUGAUAUAAAACACCUAGAAAUAAAUAAUGUGUUUAUGGAAACUUUAAAAUAGUAACAGUUCGUCACAUACGCGCAGACAGUACUUUGCGAUGCCCGGCUCUGACCGUGUUUGCUGUGCUCUGUCCUUGCCUUUUAAUUUUUAUGACAGCGAAGCGCUAAGGUGACGUUUGUUAGUAUAAUGUAAUGAGCACAGUACGGUGUGUAUUGCUGUAGUUUGUGGAAGGUUCAGCUAGAUGGUAACGUGGCGUACCUGUUGUGAGAGUUUGAAUUAUAAAUUCUUGUUUUCUUUUUAAGUGUUCUAUUAUUACUAAUUAUUGUAUUCAUUUAAAUGUUGAGCCCUUAGUCACUGUUAGACUAUUAAAUAAAAGUGAUAUAAAAUAA